Molecule: messenger RNA, 2096 nt
Organism: Lathyrus oleraceus (garden pea)
Lineage: Eukaryota; Viridiplantae; Streptophyta; Magnoliopsida; Fabales; Fabaceae
Exons: 16
Coding region: 189-1922 (577 amino acids)
Biological process (GO): SCF-dependent proteasomal ubiquitin-dependent protein catabolic process
Cellular component (GO): SCF ubiquitin ligase complex
Molecular function (GO): protein binding
Source: RefSeq, a predicted model, not a curated record
CGUUCAACAACCCCACACACACCACUUCACGCCACUCUUAUUAUUUUCUUCUUUCACUCACUUUCAUGUUUUCGUUUUCCACUUUCGCUUACAACUAGAGCCAUUCGGUCAUCGAUCGCUUCGAUUCUUCGUCAUCUUCUUCACCGAUCAUGUCAGGUGAAUAUUUUGAUUACUAGAAUAAUUUGUCUAUGGGUGGAGCGUGUUCUCGGAAGCAAGAGCAGGAUGAUGAAGAUAAUCUUAGUAGAGGAUUUUCAAAGAAAUAUUGCAAAUGCGGGAGUUUGAAAUGGUGGACAUCAUCGUUUUCUUAUCCAUCCAUGGAUUUACGCGCACAAAAGGGAGAAUGUCCAUCACUGCUGGACUUGUGUGUCCAGAAAAUAAGCGAGGAUUUGGAUAGACAUAACACAUUUUCUAUGCUGCCACGUGAUAUAAGUCAGCAAAUUUUAAAUAAUUUGGUCUACUCUCGUCGUCUUACUAGUGGUUCUCUUGAAGCUUUUAGAGAUUGUGCUCUCCAGGAUCUGUACUUGGGAGAAUAUGCCGGUGUUGAUGAUUCUUGGAUGGAUGUCAUCUCAUCUCAGGGUUCAUCUUUACUCUCGGUAGAUCUUUCUGGAUCUGAUGUCACUGAUUUUGGAUUGACUUACCUUAAAGAUUGUCAAAGUCUCAUUUCCUUAAAUCUAAAUUACUGUGACCAAAUUUCAGAUCAUGGACUGGAUUAUAUCAGUGGUCUGUCGAACUUGACAUGUUUGAGUUUUAGAAGAAAUGAUUCAAUAUCGGCUCAAGGAAUGAGUGCCUUCUCUAGUCUUGUUAACUUGGUCAAGUUGGAUUUGGAGAGAUGUCCUGGGAUUCAUGGAGGCAUUGUCCAUCUUCAAGGUUUAACUAAGUUGGAAUCUCUCAAUAUGAAGUGGUGUAAUUGCAUAACAGAUUCCGAUAUGAAGCCUCUAUCAGAACUUGCAAACUUGAUAUGUCUAGAGAUUUCAUGUAGUAAAGUCACUGAUUUUGGCAUCAGUUUUCUAAGAGGAUUACAGAAGCUUGUCCUGUUGAAUCUUGAAGGGUGCCUUGUAUCAUCUGCAUGCUUGGAUUCUCUUGCAGAGCUUCCUGCACUGUCAAAUUUGAAUCUAAAUAGAUGCAAUAUUUCUGACAGAGGGUGUGAAAAGUUUUCGAGACUGGAAAUGUUGAAAGUAUUAAACUUGGGAUUUAAUGACAUAGGAGAUACAUGUUUAGCUCAUUUGAAAGCAUUGUCAAAGUUGGAGAGCUUGAACCUUGAUUCAUGUAAGAUUGGUGAUGAAGGAUUGGUGAACUUGGCAGGUCAUAAGCAAUUGAUCUGCUUGGAAUUGUCUGAUACGGAAGUUGGAAACAAUGGCCUAGAGCAUUUAUCAGGAUUGUCUAAUCUGGAGAAAAUAAAUCUGUCCUUCACUGCUGUUAGUGAUAGCGGUUUAAGGAAAUUGUGUGGACUCUCAUCUCUUAAGUCGCUUAAUUUGGAUGCUUACCAAAUUACAGAUGCUGGACUGGCAACCCUUACAAGUUUGACUGGCCUCACUGACCUUGAUUUAUUCGGCGCUCGAAUCACAGAUGUCGGGACAACUUAUUUGAAAAAAUUCAAGAACCUAAGGUCCUUGGAAAUAUGCAGUGGUGGAUUGACUGAUGCUGGUGUGAAAAAUAUCAAAGAGCUUACUUCGUUAAAGUGCUUAAAUUUAUCACAAAACAGUCACCUUACGAACAAAACAGUGGAGUUGAUUGCUGGGCUCACUGGGUUGGUUUCUUUGAAUCUUUCAAAUUCGCGCAUUACCUCGGCUGGACUGCAGCAUUUGAAAACGCUGAAAAACUUGAGAUCUCUGACAUUGGAGUCUUGUAAGGUGACAGCAAACGACAUAAAGAAAAUUAAAUCAAUACACCUACCUAAUUUGGUAAGCUUUAGGCCCGAGUAGUUGGUUAGGGCUGUGUUCUAAUCUAUGUAUAUAUGAAUCGUAUUGAUAUGCUAGAAAAGCAUUAAACUGUCUCAAAUUGUACAUAGGCUAAUGGAUAUGUGGAAGGGUAUGAAUUGCCUCCCUAUAGUACGAAGGGUUUUUUCGUUCUACUUAAAGUAAGUGUUUGUUUGUGUA